AUGCCUGGAAGAAUAGAAGCUCCAGUUGUGAAGAACAAGAAAGUUCUUUUUAAAAUGUACAUUGAUGGGAAUCCCAAAGAGUCUGAUUUCGAAAUCAGCACCGAAAGCACCAUCAAAUUGGAUGUCCCAGAAGGCUCAAAUGGUGUUUUGCUCAAGAAUCUCUAUUUGUCUUGUGAUGCUUAUCUGUGUUUUCUCAUGCAAGGCGCAAAAUCUUCCAUGGCCGAAACUUUUGAUGGUUUCAAGCUUGGAGACCCAAUAGGAGGAAUGGGUGUAUCGGAAGUGGUGGACUCGAAGCAUCCAAAAUUUUAG
Messenger RNA from Oldenlandia corymbosa var. corymbosa, 309 nucleotides. The record is from the annotation of a GenBank genome assembly. Lineage: Eukaryota; Viridiplantae; Streptophyta; Magnoliopsida; Gentianales; Rubiaceae.